This is a messenger RNA of Pseudomassariella vexata, 1584 nucleotides long. Its product is annotated as P-loop containing nucleoside triphosphate hydrolase protein. The coding region runs from base 1 to 1584 and encodes 527 amino acids. The transcript is spliced from 2 exons. Gene Ontology annotation, biological process: P-body assembly; cytoplasmic stress granule assembly. The record is from RefSeq and is a predicted model, not a curated record. Gene Ontology annotation, molecular function: mRNA binding; RNA helicase activity; ATP binding. Lineage: Eukaryota; Fungi; Ascomycota; Sordariomycetes; Amphisphaeriales; Pseudomassariaceae. Gene Ontology annotation, cellular component: cytoplasmic stress granule; P-body.
AUGUCCGACUCACUGGCGGAGCAGCUACGGGGCACCACAUUAGGCCCCGAUACCCCAUCGGAAGACUGGAAGAAGAACCUCAACCUCCCCGCCAGAGAUGGCCGACACCAAACAGAAGAUGUCACAAACACGAAAGGUUUCGAGUGGGAGGAUUUCUCAAUUAAGCGAGACCUAAUGAUGGGCAUUUUCGAAGCUGGCUACGAGAAACCAUCCCCCAUCCAAGAAGAAGCCAUCCCGGUCGCCCUCACAGGGCGCGAUAUUCUCGCAAGAGCCAAGAACGGCACCGGCAAGACGGCCGCCUUCGUUGUUCCCGCCCUCGAACGCAUUAACCCCAAAGUCUCCAAGAUUCAAUGUCUGAUCCUCGUGCCUACGCGAGAGCUCGCCAUGCAAACAUCGCAGGUCUGCAAGACACUUGGAAAACAUCUUGGAAUUAACGUCAUGGUUACAACUGGUGGCACUGGUCUUAGGGAUGAUAUUGUUCGGUUGCAGGAUCCUGUCCACAUAGUGGUGGGCACUCCCGGACGUAUUCUCGAUUUGGCCGGGAAGAAUGUUGCCGACCUGAGCGAAUGCCCCAUGUUCAUCAUGGACGAGGCUGAUAAACUUUUGUCCAUCGAAUUUACGCCCGUCAUCGAACAAUUGCUGCAAUUCCAUCCCAAGGAUCGCCAAGUGAUGCUCUUCUCAGCCACCUUCCCCAUGUCAGUCAAGGAGUUCUCCGACAAGAACAUGAAUGGGCCCUAUGAGAUCAAUCUCAUGGAUGAGCUCACGCUUCGUGGCAUUACCCAGUACUACGCGUUCGUCGAAGAGAAGCAGAAGGUUCACUGUUUGAACACGCUCUUCUCCAAGCUACAGAUCAAUCAGUCCAUCAUCUUCUGCAACUCUACCAACCGUGUGGAGUUGUUGGCCAAGAAAAUCACUGAGCUUGGCUACUCAUGCUUCUACAGUCAUGCCAAGAUGGCGCAACACGCCCGCAAUCGUGUCUUCCAUGACUUCCGCAACGGCGUGUGCCGCAACCUGGUGUGCUCGGAUCUCCUCACCCGUGGUAUUGACAUUCAAGCAGUGAAUGUGGUUAUCAAUUUCGACUUCCCCAAGAACGCCGAGACAUACCUACACCGCAUUGGACGAUCUGGUCGGUAUGGUCACCUUGGUCUUGCCAUUAACUUGAUCAACUGGGAUGAUCGAUUCAAUCUGUACAAUAUCGAGCGCGAUUUGGGCACGGAAAUCCAACCUAUUCCUCCUACCAUUGACAAGAGUCUAUACGUUUACGACAACCCGGAGAAUAUUCCCCGACCUAUCAAUACGCUUCCCGCAACUCGCCAGUCGUCGUCAGGCAAUAAUAAUCAGCGGUCCCAACAGGAGCAGUCUCGACGUCAGCCAGAAGGACCAUCAUCAAGCAGCGCGCCACAAGAACAAGUCGACUUCCGUGGCCAAGGUACGCGGGGAGCGCAGAAUGACGGUCAGCCCCGUCAGUACCAAGGGGGCCGUGGUCGUGGUAAUCAGGGCGGUGGCCGCGGCGGCUACAGGGGACGCGGCGGCUACAACUACGGUCGAGGCGGUAACCGCGGACAAAGUUCGCAGCCCGCCUAA